Perca flavescens (yellow perch) is the source of this 4568-nucleotide messenger RNA. RefSeq names its product DGCR8 microprocessor complex subunit (gene dgcr8). The record is from RefSeq and is a predicted model, not a curated record. Gene Ontology annotation, molecular function: primary miRNA binding; identical protein binding; heme binding. NCBI's taxonomy places the organism in Eukaryota, Metazoa, Chordata, Actinopteri, Perciformes, Percidae. Bases 411 to 2753 code for a protein of 780 amino acids. Gene Ontology annotation, cellular component: microprocessor complex. Gene Ontology annotation, biological process: primary miRNA processing. The transcript is spliced from 14 exons.
AGUUAGUUUGCCGCUGUGGUUUUCUUCAAGAUGGCGGGGCUGCAGUUGAAGCAGUAUGGCGGCGCAUGGAGAAUAAAAUAAUUUAGAAAGGUAGUCAUAUUCCCGAUAGUAGACAGCCGUUUCAUAUUUAUCGCUCCCAGAAGAAACCAGUGGAGGAUGAUCAGUGCCUAGAUCCCAUAUUAAGCUGAAUGCAUUGUGAUUUCCAAUAAUUGAGACAGUGAUUCUGAAAGCUGUCUACAUUAAUGAAAAGAACAAUGUAGUCAGCUUAGCAUUUUCACCUCUGGUACGCGGUCUAUACAGGGAUGUGCUUCUGCAUGCAUUCUGGGUUUAGAUAAGAAAGUCUCUCAACAGGUCAGAUUUUAGAAUAAACCUAUCUGUCUGUAUAAGUUGUAAUUCGUUAUACAGAGGAAAUGGAGAUAGAUGAUGUGCUACCCCCUCUCCCCUUGGAGCCACCUGAUGAUUUUGGCCAAGAUGAGGGCAGGGCACCUCCACCACCUCCCCUGCAAACGUCCAGUGACGCAGAGGUAAUGGACGUUAGCUCUGGUGGUGAUGGAUACACAUACACCCCAGGGGACGGGGAAGCCAGCCCACAGCAGGCCCUCAGCAAGGGCUCGAUAACUUUCUAUAGCCACCUCUCAGAUGAGGCCAGUGCCAUCCCACCAUGCCCUAGAACAGCCCGCCACGCGCCCCCAGUCACCGGGUUCCUACCAGACCUAAAGCUGCUUAGAGACGUUAAGAUCAGCGUAAGCUUCACUGAAAGCAGCAAUAGCAAAGACAGGAAGGUUUUGUACACAGGUGAAGGGCAGGAGGGAGGAAGUGAUGACGGCUUAGACAGCGUAAAUGGUGAGUUGCACGAGUCGACUAGUGAGCAAGAAGUAGCCGAGGGUAGCUCUGGAGCAGGAAACCUAGCAGGCCGAAGAUCAGAGGAGGCUGAGGUAGACUCGGAAAACAAGGUAGAGUUCGCUGUCCUGGAUGAGUUGGAUGACUUCUACGAGAACUUCCUGGAUGACGACGACGUGGAGCAUGGUGGCUUUAAGUCUGAUGUCAUAGUUCAGCAGGAGCAAGCGGAUGAGGAGGCCGUAGCUUUCUCCUAUGGGGAGGAGUUUGACAAUGACGUCGAUGCUCUGCUGGAGGAGGGCAUGCCAGUCCCAAAAAAGAUGCGUCCCGCAGAGGACAAAUUUGGCGGGGACAGUGAUCAUCAGUCAGAUGGUGAAGGAGGUGUUCAUCCCAUGAUGACCAAAAUUAAGACUGUCCUGAAGAGUCGUGGGCGUCCACCCACUGAGCCUCUACCUGAUGGAUGGAUCAUGACAUUCCAUAACUCGGGCAUUCCAGUCUACCUGCACAGAGAGACCAGGGUGGUUACCUGGUCCAGACCCUACUUCCUCGGGACUGGCAGUAUAAGGAAACAUGACCCUCCUACCAGCAGCAUUCCUUGCCUACACUACAAGAAAAUGAAGGAUCUUGAGGAGAAGGAGCUGAAUGGGGAGGCGACGCCUAAUGACGUGGAGUCUCCUGUUAAGCCUGCCGACGAGGUCAAUGGCGAACAGAGUGCAGGCAAGUCAGAUGCUACAGCUGAGGAGCAGGACGGUGUCCCUCCCUCCAGUAUGACUGAUGGCGACCCAGAUGUAGAGGCUACCACAAAUAACAGCCUGCAGCUUAAAGCUCUCUGUGACAUUGCCCACGGAGCCUUAGGACAAGUUAAGGCCAAAGUGGAGGUGUGCAAGGACGAGUCCAUAGAACUUGAAGAGUUCCGUCUGUACCUGGAAAAAUGCUUUGACUUUGAACAAGUCACAGUAAAAAAGUUUCGUACCUGGGCCGAGCGGAGGCAGUUCAACAGAGACAUGAAGAGGAAGCAGGCCGAGUCGGAGAGACCCAUCCUGCCUGCCAACCAAAAACUCAUCACACUGUCGGUCCAAGAUGCACCAACUAAGAAAGAAUUUGUCAUCAACCCUAAUGGGAAGUCUGAAGUUUGCAUCUUACAUGAAUAUAUGCAGCGUGUCCUAAAGGUUCGACCUGUUUACAACUUUUUUGAAUGUGAGAAUCCAAGUGAACCCUUUGGAGCGUCAGUCGUUAUAGAUGGAGUAACGUACGGCACAGGAACCGCAAGCAGUAAAAAACUUGCUAAGAAUAAAGCUGCUCGAGCCACACUGGAAAUCCUCAUCCCUGACUUUGUGAAGCAGACCUCGGAGGAGAAGCCCGUUGAGGGCGAUGAACUGGAGUAUUUUAAUCAUAUCAAUAUAGAAGACUCAAGGGUGUAUGAGCUGACCAACAAAGCAGGACUACUUUCGCCAUAUCAGAUUCUUCAUGAGUGCCUUAAAAGAAACCAUGGAAUGGGAGACACCAGCAUUAAAUUUGAGGUGAUCCCUGGGAAAAACCAGAAGAGUGAAUAUGUGAUGACGUGUGGGAAGCACACCGUGCGUGGCUGGUGUAAGAACAAGAGGGUUGGCAAACAACUAGCAUCUCAGAAGAUCUUGCAGAUGCUUCAUCCCCACGUCAAGAACUGGGGUUCACUGCUGCGCAUGUACGGCAGAGACAGCAAUAAGAUGGUCAAGAAGGAGAACUCUGACAAGAGUGUGAUUGAGCUCCAGCAGUAUGCCAAAAAGAACAAGCCAAACCUUCAUAUUUUGAACAAACUGCAAGAGGAAAUGAGGAAACUAGCCACGCAGAGGGAGGAAACUAGGAAGAAGCCCAAGAUGACCAUAAUGGAGUCAGCCCAGCCAGGGAGUGAACCCCUCUGCACUGUUGACGUUUAAGUCUCGAAAUCACUGAUUGAACCACAGCACUGAAACCCAGUCACUGUCAGACAUCUCACACACACACACACACACACACACACACACACACACACACACACACACACACACACAAAUUAUGCAUCACUGAGAUCUAAUGGCAAUAUAGUUCCACAUUGACCUGGCCAGGUAGCUUGCUGCUUUCUUCCUUCGCCCAUGUUGUGUUGGUUCAGCUGAUAGUUGUAAGGGUAGGUCUAAAUGCACUAACAGACAGUAGAGCAAAUAUCGUCUACCUCUCUAGAUGCAUCCUCGCUAUGCCACUAGAAAAAUAAUAAAAAAAAAUCGCCCAGGCUAUGGAGAAGUUAAUGUGACUUGAUAACACAUGAACCACAUCAAAAUAGAACUGCAUGCUUGUUUUGAUUGCGUGAUUGUCGUUUUUAACAGUCGCAAUAGUACCAGCACCUAUUAGUUUUGUUUGUGCUUACAGUAUUUGAAAGGGACUACUAAUACUUAUGUAUUUAUACCACUUGUUUAAUUAGGGAAACAAAGUUACUUGUGCUGGUUGGUGUUCCGGAUAUUUUGGCUGAUGGAUGUAAAACAUGCCGUUUUAAUUUUUUUCCUCAGAAUGGACAGUUGCUGUUAUGGUUUGCACGAUUGAAAACGUGUUGAUGAAGUGAUGACUAUUCAGAACUAUUGUUAUGCACUUGUGUCCAGUCAGAUAUUUUUGUUGUCUGAUCAUGUUGGUACAAGAUUUUCUGCUUUUAGGAUAUUUGGGGUAACUUGCAUUUGGAGGGAAUUGUUGCCUUUUUUUUCCCGGCUUUUGCUUUGGCAAUACAAGUCUCAUCCUGCUUCCCAUGCCCACACUGCAGUAAACCCAAGCACCGAGUACUGUAAUAUGUUUGGGGCAAAUUAUCAUUUCUUUUAUGCUCUAUGUUCUUGCUAGCUUUUUAUUAAAGUACUAAUGCCAUGCACACCAGCUAACCGUUUGGUACAUUUCCGUAGCUUUUCCGUUUUGGUGCCCUUAAGAAAUUACAUUGGCUACGUGUUGCCUUAGUUCAUCCAUUUCAUGAAGGGCUCAGAGUAUAAUAAAGUACAUUGGACCUAAAACACCCUUCAACAGGAAGAAGAAAGACCAAGUCCCCUUUACUUGAUGAAGCAUUUAUUGUUAAGCCAGUUAGUAUUUUAAUAAAGAACAGCUGUAAAACAUCAGAUACUUUAGGGAAAAUGCCUCCAGCAUGUGCCGAUUUUUAAAGACUCAAUCCUUAAUGGAUUGUGUAUUUUGUUUGUCAUUGUGAUAAUUGAUCAUAGUUUCUGACCACAACUAGAAUGCAUUUUUCAAAAGGCAGCCUUGCCAAAUUUAAUUGGUACACUGACACAUACAAAAUGCGAUCAAGUCAUUUAGUUCAACACAAGCUGAUGAAAGUGUGUAUACCAAAGCUUACAUCCAGUCUUAUGCAUUUUAUAGAAUUAAUGUUGCUGCAAACUUGCUGGAACAAAAAAUGAAACUGCUGUGCAUUUUUUUUUUUGUCAAAGUAUUUGGCCUUUGGUUUUUCUACAACAUAUUCAAGGACACAUUGCAGUUUAAACACAAGGCUGUUCUGAUAUUAUAGAUUGCUUUAAGAAUGUGCUUUUUUUUUCCCCCUCUGUGCAUUUGUCUUGCCAAGUGUGUCUGUGAGAAAAAAAAAAAAAUACUGCUUUGACAUGUGUUGCUGUUGAGCUGUACCAAUGAAUUGUUUUGAGAUGUUGCUGCCUAGAAAAUGAUGUAUUGCAACCUGAGCUCUAUGACUUCAGUGAUAUUUGUUAUGCAAAAUAAAAUGUCUUGACUAAUGACUAGAA